AUGGCACAUUGGGCAGACAUAACAGAUCCAUAUCGCCAUUUUGAAUCCGAAGUACCCGCCAGGGCUCUGAAGGAGCCAGUCUUACGCUGCGCCAUAUUUGCAUUCUCAUCACGGCAUCUGAAUCGACAAAAGGAUAGUGAUACAGCUGAGGCUUUACAGUAUCACAACGAGUGUGUGCAGCUGUUGAUACCAGCACUCUCUGAGACAGAGCAAAUUACCGAGGAUGUUCUCGCCGCUGUAGCAAUACUCCGCCAGCAUGAAGAAAUGGAUGGCGAGGAUCACCAGUUCCAUCUCACAGGAACAACACACAUUCUCAAUUCGGUACAAAGCUUCGGCUCAUCAGGUGGCCUCGGCGAGGCAGCAGCCUGGCUAUGUCUACGUCAAGAUAUCUAUGUGUCCUUGACUACUCAAAGGCCCUUACGAACUAACCUGCUGAACUUUCAUGGCUCGGAUAUCUUCAACAGAAACGACGAUUUUGCCUGGUCCAGCAGAAUGGUAUUCUUGCUCGCGAAGGUCCUUCAAAGCUCCGUUUCUGAUGUAUGUCCGGACACCGCGAUUAGGGAGGAGGUGGAAGAUUGGUAUACUUCAAAACCGUAUACUUUUGAGCCAGUGAGAAUGGUAGCACGUGGAUCCGAAAUUGAUCAACGAUUCCCCACCAUUUGGAUGCUUUUGCCAGUUCAUGUCAUUGGUCUACAGUACUACCACAUUGCAAAGAUUGUGCUAGCUCUAUCAGCAUCAUCUCCAAUAAAGUCUGCCUACGAAAGUUUCCGUCAGACUCGACAAACAGAAAGAAACAUUCGUUAUCACCUACUUUGCAUUUUAGGCCUAGCCCAGUCAAACUCCCGUGCAGAGAACACUCUAUUUACCGCGAGACAUAGUUUGGUAGCAUGGGGCUGGGUUCUACGGCAUCACAGCGAUCAGAAAGCAGCAGAGUAUCUAUUGCAUGACAUGCAUGAAAGGACUGGGUGGAACAUGGAUGCUUUGAUCAGAUCACUCCGCCAGCAAUGGCAGGACGAUGAUGAAAGCAGCGGAUACUGAUUAGUUUUCACAUGAAAUGUCUCAUCCGCCUUUCAAUCCACUCUUAGAUCAACAUGAUAGAGGCUUUCUCAAGAUCGGCCCCCUAAACGCCAGAGGUCAAAGGACAUCGUAAGUGGACUGUGCAACGUAGGAAAAUGUAAAGUAAAACAUAAGGAUUGAGUUUCUCUCCGUGUCAAUUGGAGGAUUUGUAGUUACGAUCGGGAUCCAAUGUUUAGGUUUGAGAAUGAUACAUGUACAAGUCGUAGCUGUGCUAUCCGCGCAAAUAGGAUCAGUUGCGGAACAGACGCAAUCCACCUUCCUCACGAUCCUCAUCGGACUCAGCGUCACUGGCACUCUCGUCUCCUUCACCCAGUAAGCCACUUGCUGAUUUACCCAGCAAGGAAGCGAAGAAUUCAUCCCGGGCUCGGAUUGUCCACGAGCCACGGUCCUCGGGGGCCAUGAAAUUCUGCAACUUCUCAUGCACAUUGAAACGCAUUUUACGGCCCUUUGAGGCUCGUGUAUCAACGCCUUCUUUCCUGUUUUUGUCGUUGCGCAUACCAGUAAUGGGGUGAAUUGGCAGGCGAGAGGGGAGCUGGUGGAGGGUAUCAAGGCCACCGGUCAUGGCUUCGGAGGAAGACAUGCGUUGCUCGACAAGGUCGCGAAGGAGAGAUUGAUAGAAAACGGUGUCAUCAUAGACGGGUUCAGCAAGUCCGCUAGAUGUUGAGCCAUUGGAGACAGUUGUUUGGCGUGCACGUUUGUUCGCACGAUCACCAAUCUCUGUAGCAACAUGCGCAUCAAGGACGGCGGUGAUUGUCUGAGUACCAGAAGCAGAGCCAAGCAGCUUUCCGCGGGCAUUGGGAAGGGAGGUCGCGGUGCCGCGAACCUUGGAAGACCACUUGUCGAGAACGGCUCGACGGUGGAGAAGGGACUCGGACUCCAGGUUGGACAUGCGCUCCCAGAGGGAGGUAGUCGAAGUGGAAUUGGUGAUAAGAUCUUGGCGCUUGCGCUUUUUAGCUCCGUCCUUAGAGUGGGCAUCGGCAAGAGCAAUGCGCAGUUCUUCCAGAGUAGACCAAAGGGCAAGGGCGGCAUUUUCAGCAGACUUGAUCGCCUCCGAAUUUCUCUUUUCUUCACCAUUCUCGCCCUCUUCUACUUCCUCUUCCCCAACCACAACCACCAUCUCGUUCAUCGCUCCCAAGCCCUUUUGCAGCUUGAUCCUACUGUUCAAUAGUGCAUCGAACGUGGUACGUUGCUCCUUGACGGCCUUGCCUUUUGCCGCAUCUGCUUUGGCAGCUUGUGAGAUGGUUGCAGCAAUGGUCUUCUGAUCUGACGCCAUCAAUCGCCGCAGCUCAUCUCGAUCAGUAUCCCCUUGCUUCGGCCCACUGCGAUCAUAAAUAGCCCCGCGGUUACCCCUCGUGGUCGACUCUUCGACAGGUUCGACUUCUUGGUCAUCUUCCUGCUCGUCGUCAUCAUACGAGUCCUCACUGCUAUCAUCCUCGUACUGGUCACCGUGCGAAUUCUCGCUUUCCUCAUCCGCCUCCGCGAGCUCCAUAGGUUGCGGUGAUUCCCCAUCGCUCUGUGACUCUGUCCUCUGGAGUUCAGACCCCGAGGCGGAGUCGCCAUCAUCGUCUUGAUCGGACGAGACCUCAUCGUCGGUACGUGCCGCAAACGGAUCAUCGUCACUAUCAGCCUCCAGGUCAUCUCUGCUAACACGAGCGCCGGCGUAUUGCUUUCCCAGAUCAACGGGCUCUUGCUUUCGGAGUUUU
Messenger RNA from Penicillium brasilianum, 2780 nucleotides. NCBI's taxonomy places the organism in Eukaryota, Fungi, Ascomycota, Eurotiomycetes, Eurotiales, Aspergillaceae. The record is from the annotation of a GenBank genome assembly.